Messenger RNA from Purpureocillium takamizusanense, 2435 nucleotides. RefSeq lists its product as uncharacterized. Gene Ontology annotation, molecular function: protein heterodimerization activity; chromatin binding. Gene Ontology annotation, cellular component: Fanconi anaemia nuclear complex; FANCM-MHF complex. Gene Ontology annotation, biological process: resolution of meiotic recombination intermediates; replication fork processing. Bases 358 to 1845 code for a protein of 495 amino acids. The record is from RefSeq and is a predicted model, not a curated record. The transcript has 3 exons. NCBI's taxonomy places the organism in Eukaryota, Fungi, Ascomycota, Sordariomycetes, Hypocreales, Ophiocordycipitaceae.
CCAAAAGACACCAGCAGGUCAGACCUUCUCCAACCGCGUCGUACGCACACGCGUUGCACUUACACCUUCAUCGCCGGUAGACGACGCCCGCGCCACAGCCCCCGAUUCAUCCAUUUGCACGUACUCUCUACUUCUCUUGCGCCAUCGCGUGGCCAGGCCCCUGCAUCACGCCUCCGCGCACGCCUCAUCCUUGCGUUGCUGCAGACGCGGCUAAGCAGCAGAUCGUCGCCCGGGCCCGCCUCACGAUUCCUUUUGCUAAAACGACGACCGCGACUACUCUUUCGCCUCCCUAGCCGUCGCCCGUGACGCGUGCGUGCAGCUGUACGGCGACCCGCGGAGCCAGGGCACGUAGCCGAUAUGGCUUCCACGCCGGGAACCCGGGGUCUCGACCAGCCCCGUGGCGGCAAGACACCUGCCCAGCGAACCAUCGCCAUUGCGACGCCCGCCCGUCGAGCCAUCAGCGCCGAGCCUCCGUCCUCGCGCCGCUCCGUCCAUACGCCCCUCGAUCGAAGCGCGACCCGAGACCUCCUGGCCUCGAUUCGACGCGGGACCUCGGCGUCGGGCGGCCGUCGCAUCAACAACAACAACAAUGCCCCGACCCCCCACGCCACGGCCGCUCGUCGCGCGCUGCACCAGCGCCGCACGGCCAUGUUCACGCCGGGAAAGAAUCGCCGCCGCAGUAUCCGGGAGCAGCGGGAGACGCCCAUGGGAAUACUGCGCAACCUGAGCAAGGUCUUGGCCCCGACGAGCCAGCCCGUUCUUUCGUCGUCGCCUCGCGGCAAGCCCCCGAGCGUCGCGCCAAUACCCGAAGAGAGCGACGACGAGCUGCUUAUUGAUCAGCCGCGACUCUCUCUACCCCUGGACGACGACGACGACUCGGAUCUGCAGCCUCCUCGAUCUUCUGGUCUCGAGGAUAUCACGCUCGGUUCGGUCGAAAAGCCGAGGCGCGCGUAUAGCGAGCAACCGGGGUCGAGAUUGUCCCGCGGUAGCUUCGGCAGCGUCCGAUCCAGCGACAUCUUCAACAAUGAUCCGACCGCAGAUCUCGGCCGUGCGUCCGACUUCUUUCCCGGCUUUCUCGAGGAUCUUCAAGAGAGACCCGAGGCCGCUGAUCUGACCUAUGACCGCAUUGAUGUCGAGGCGCCGUGGCCCGCAACCCUCGAGCGAGAAAGCGACUUUGGUCUGCAACUACCGCCCGGAUUGGAUGACCAGACGACCUUUUUGAUGCAGGAUCCGCUGUCAGAGUCAGACGAGGAAGCGCCAGAUGAUCAACUGGAAGCUGAAGCGUCUUUGCAUCGGGACCUCGAUGAUCCCUCAGUUGCUCCGCCCGAGCAUGAUGACUUCGACAUGCCCGAGGCGGAUGCCACCACGGCUGAGCUGACCGGUCUCGUGGAACAGAAAGCGUCACGGGCGGCCAGCCGCAAGCCGCAAAAGCGCAUCUCCAAGCAUGGCAUCGAAUACCCCUCGUUGCCGCCGUCUUUCGUCAAGCGAGUGGCGCAGACGGCUCUCCAGUCCUCGGGCCUCAGCAACCCUCGCAUAUCAGCUGACACGCUCACCGCCCUGACGCAGGCGUCGGAGUGGUACUUUGAGCAGCUGGGGGAUGACCUCGGCGCAUACGCGCGACAUGCCAAACGCAAGACGAUCGAGGAGAGCGACGUGGCCACGCUAAUGGGACGGCAACGCCAAAUUGGGUCUGAUGUUACAUUGUUCUCCCUGGCGCAGAAGCAUUUGCCGCGGGAGCUGCUUCAGGACUUGAGAAUGCCAUUGCCCCGGCCCGCCAAGUUGCGCCGCGCCAAACGCUCGCGUGGGGAACGCGACGACGACGAAGACGCUACUGAGGUCACAUGAAGCAUCGCAACGGCCUCGUUCACAGAUUUUUGGUGACCUGGACGCGGCGGGCCACGCUGUUGGCCGGCUUCUUCACAACCAUGUACAGCAUGAUGGUCGUGGCCACACAUAAUCCGUACCUAACGGCGUGUCAGCAGACAAGCGCAUCGAGACAAUGCGGCAGGCGUGGGGUCUGACCAGGUAAAGAUGUACUGGGCAUGGUUAUUCCUCAGGUUGACUUCGGCGGGGCGGCCAAAGGGGAUGCCGCGCGCCUCAUAGUCCAUCAUCCGCAUGUACUCGGGUUCUAGGACGUGUCAGCAAGAGUCAGCUCGACAGGGGACAGACAGGUGGCGCGAAGCGAAGCACAGGGAGCGGAGAGACAUACCCAUGGUGGCCUCUAUCCAUACAGGCUGGCUGCCCGUCAGAGCAGCCAUCUGUUGCACGUCUGGGAAAUAAAACUGGCCCUUGUCGGGCCUAUUCUCCGGCGUAAACAUGUUCUUCUUCCAGGGCUCGCGCAGCAGGCCCUCGACGGUGACUUGGCCUCGGGGCAGCGAGUCCGGGCGCGUCCGCUGCUCGCGGCGGUCCUUUGCGAUCCACCCCCGGUUGACGAG